Molecule: messenger RNA, 924 nt
Organism: Varanus komodoensis (Komodo dragon)
Lineage: Eukaryota; Metazoa; Chordata; Lepidosauria; Squamata; Varanidae
Product: olfactory receptor 14A16-like
Exons: 1
Coding region: 4-924 (306 amino acids)
Biological process (GO): G protein-coupled receptor signaling pathway
Cellular component (GO): membrane
Molecular function (GO): G protein-coupled receptor activity; odorant binding; olfactory receptor activity
Source: RefSeq, a predicted model, not a curated record
UUCAUGGUUACAUUUUUGCUGCUGGAAUUCUCAGACAUCUGCAAACUGCAGAUCUUACACUUCCUCAUAUUCCUGGUAUUGUAUCUGACAGCAGUAACAGGGAAUCUUCUCAUCAUCUUUGCUAUUGCCCUUGCCCACCAUCUGCACACUCCCAUGUAUUUUUUCCUCAUCAAUUUGGCCAUGGUGGACCUGGGAAGCAUUUCUGUCCUUGUUCCCAAAUCCAUGACUAUGUCCCUCACGAAUAACAGAUCAAUUGCUUACUCUGGAUGCGUGGCUCAAGUUUUCUUUUACGCAUUCUUUGCAGCCACAGAUAUUUCACUCCUGACUAUCAUGGCCCAUGACCACAAUGUUGCUACCUGCAACCCACUCCACUAUGAGAGGAUCAUGCACAAGGAAGCCUGCCUUCAGAUGGUAGCCUUUGGGUGGCUUGCGGGUCUGCUUUAUGCUACAUUGCACACUUGUGGCACCUUUGCAAACACCUUCUGUUCCAAUAUUAUCAGUCAGUUCUUCUGUGAAAUCCCACAGUUAUUAAAGCUCUCCUGCUCUGACAUUUACCUAGUUGAAGUUGGAAUUGUUGUGCUAAGUUGUAAUAUAGGGCUAGGAUGCUUCAUCUUCAUCAUCGUAACAUAUGUGAAGAUCUUUUCUGCAGUGUUCAGAAUCCCCUCUGUACACAGCCAGAAAAAGGCCCUCUCCACUUGUCUUCCCCACCUCACUGUUUUCGCUCUGUUUGCAUUCAGUGGAAUCUUUGCCUAUGCGAGGCCUCCCAGUGAUGCUUCUCCUGAUCUGGGCAUUGCUUUCGCUGUGUUAUAUGGCAUAAUUCUUCCCAUGCUGAAUCCAUUCAUCUAUAGCAUGAGAAACAAAGAGAUCAAGGCUGCCUUGUGGAAAUUAUUGGAUGUUGAGCAUUCCUCCAAAACAUCUCUUUGA